Fusarium sp. VM40 is the source of this 1350-nucleotide messenger RNA. The record is from the annotation of a GenBank genome assembly. Lineage: Eukaryota; Fungi; Ascomycota; Sordariomycetes; Hypocreales; Nectriaceae.
AUGGUUACCGAAGCAGACUUGAAGCCCUGGCUACGGCAGCCGCCUCGUCGGUACAUCCUCACCAAUGCCUCCAUUGUGGACGUUGCCUCUGGUAAACUCAUCCGCAAUGCCGCCCUUAAGCUACAGGAUGGGCGUAUCGAAGCAAUCGUCGACUCCACCGCCAGUAACAUCUCCUCUGCCUCCCAAAGCAGCUUUGAAGUCAUCGACUGCGCAGGCAAGUUCCUCACCCCGGGCCUCAUCGACUCACACGUCCACCUCAUGGCCGUUCCUGGCUUUGGCGACCUGUCCAAGGCUUUCGGUAACCCCCAUGAUAUCUCCGUUCUUCGACAGCCCUAUGUUUGCGCGCAGAUGCUCCAUCGCGGCUUCACGUCUGUUCGUGACUGUGGCGGUGCCCUCCAGGCGCUCAAGGAUGCCAUCGCAGAUGGAGUCUUCCCUGGGCCACGUGUCUUCAUCGCCGGUCACGCCAUCAGCCAGGCUGGCGGUCAUGCUGACUUCCGAGGGCAGCAUGACCACGAUCUUUGUUGCGGGGGUUCAACAACAGGGCUUGGGCGGGUCGUCAACGGCGUCCCGGAGUGUAUGCUUGGCGUGAGAGAGGAGAUCAGGACAGGCGCCGAUUUCAUCAAGAUCAUGGGUUCCGGGGGUGUGAGCAGCCCAACAGACAGGAUUGAGCAGCUACAAUUCUCCAAUGCAGAGAUUCAGGCCAUGGUAGAGUGUGCUGAAAACGCGGGAACAUACGUAACAGCACACGCCUACACCCCCAAGGCGAUCAGACACUGCGUCGAGAACGGCGUCAAAGGCAUCGAGCACGGCAACUUCAUCGACGAGCCAACAGCUAAGCUGCUCGCCGAGAAGGGCGUGUACCUAACACCGACACUCGUCACGUAUGCUGAGAUGGCAUCGAACAAAUGGAAGGGAUACCUGCCGCCCGAGUCAGCCAGCAAGAACCAGGAGGUGCUUACGGCUGGCCUGUCAGCGCUGAAGACGGCACAUGAUGCAGGGGUGCCAAUCUGCUAUGGUACUGACCUUCUCGGUCCCCUCGGCACAGCGCAGACAUACGAGUUUCGCCUGCGGUCCAAGGUGCUCUCACCUCUUGCCAUCAUUCAGAGCGCGACAGUCACUCCAGCCCGCAUGAUGGGCCGCGCAGAGUCGCUGGGCCAGAUCAAGGCUGGCUUUGAGGCUGACCUGUUGAUCACUUCAAAGAAUCCGCUAGAGGAUGCGACAAUCUUCGACGAGCCUAGUAAUGUACUCGCAGUGAUUAAGGAAGGGAGAAUCUACAAGAGCAGAUGGGAAGACUUGAAAGAAGAUGCAGGGAUAGUUGUUCGCAUCAAGGCACCGAAGCCAGCGCUGUAA